This is a messenger RNA of Pelodiscus sinensis (Chinese soft-shelled turtle), 3552 nucleotides long. It is a transcript of the gene LIPG, whose product is annotated as lipase G, endothelial type. Gene Ontology annotation, molecular function: lipoprotein lipase activity; protein binding. The record is from RefSeq and is a predicted model, not a curated record. Gene Ontology annotation, biological process: lipid catabolic process. Lineage: Eukaryota; Metazoa; Chordata; Testudines; Trionychidae.
ACCAAUCUGAUCCGGGAGCCAUGAAUAAAUUAACCAAAUCCCAUCUGGCCAUGGGUCAGGUGACUCCCCAUGCAACUCUACUUUCGGCUCCUGGCAGCCACGCACGCUUCACCGGCAGCGCUAGGGCGCCUCGCAGUUACUCUGCUCGCUUUCCUUGCUCCUUUCUCUCCAGCUCCCUCGUUAACGUGCUUCGGCUCUCUUUCCUUCUGGAGGAGGGGCGCCAAGAAGCUGUGUGCAUCUGUCACCCCGGCUCUGAUUGGCGCACGGCCAGCGGCAGUGGGAGAAAAAAAAAGGGAAAGAAAGAAAAAAAGAAGAGAUCCUGGCUUAUUUAAGCAAUGAGAAGCUCUGCUUUCCUGUUGUGCAUUGGGAUUGUAUGCUGCAACGCAGCGAGGGAUUUUGCACCGGUUGCAAAGGAAGAACCUCUGAAAGAUGAUGUUCCUGUGCUGCUGAAGAAAGGAAAAGAACUUGCACAGGCUCAAGGAGUACCUGUGAAGUUUAAUCUUCGCUCCUCCACUGCUCCAGAAGAUGAAGGCUGUUCUCUCUCCAUAGGCCAAGACAAAUGUUUAGAGGACUGUAAAUUCAACUUGACAGCUAAAACCUUCUUUAUUAUUCAUGGAUGGACGAUGAGUGGCAUGUUUGAAAGCUGGCUGGGCAGCCUGGUGACUGCUCUUCAGAAGAGAGAGAAGGAUGCUAAUGUGGUGGUAGUGGACUGGCUUCCCCUGGCCCAUCAGCUCUAUACCGAUGCUGUGAACCACACACAGCUGGUUGGAAAAGACAUUGCAAGGCUGCUCAACUGGUUGCAGGAAAAGCAGAACUUUCUGCUUGAGAACGUCCACUUAAUUGGGUACAGUCUUGGUGCCCAUGUUGCUGGGUAUGCUGGUAACUAUACACAUGGGACAAUAGGCAGAAUUACAGGGUUGGAUCCAGCUGGCCCUAUGUUUGAAGGAGCUGAGCCUCAUAAGCGCCUCUCCCCUGAUGAUGCAGACUUUGUGGAUGUUCUUCAUACAUUUACGAAGGAGACGCUGGGUGUCAGCAUUGGGAUCCAAAUGCCUGUGGGUCACAUUGACAUCUAUCCCAAUGGGGGAGAUUUUCAACCUGGGUGUGGAUUAAGUGAUGUUUUGGGAGCAAUUGCAUAUGGGAAUAUUGGGAAUGUUGUUAGAUGCGAACAUGAGCGAUCUGUACACCUCUUCGUGGACUCCCUUGUGAACCAAGAUAAGCAAAGUUUCGCCUUUCAGUGCACUGACUCCAGCCGUUUCAAAAAGGGAAUCUGCCUGAGCUGCCGAAAGAACCGUUGCAACAGCAUUGGCUACAAUGUCAAGAAAAUGAGGAACAAAAGGAACAGCAAGAUGUACUUAAAAACCAGAGCUGACAUGCCUUUCAAAGUUUACCAUUAUCAGAUGAAAAUGCACAUCUUCAGCUACAAAAGUUUAGGAGAAACUGAACUCACAUUCUCAGUUACCCUUCAUGGCACCAAUGGUGAUUCUCAACCUCUCUCUCUGGAAAUACUUGAGCAAAUUGGUGUGAAUUCUACUAAUCCUUUCCUGGUCUAUGCGGAAGAAGACAUUGGUGACCUCUUAAAGAUCAAGCUCACCUGGGAGGGAUCUGCUGUAUCUUGGUAUAGUCUGUGGAGAAAUCUCAGAAGUUACUGGUCCCAACCUGAUACAUCUUCCAAGGAGCUACAGAUCCGACGUAUACGUGUGAAGUCUGGGGAAACGCAACAGAAGUUAACUUUCUGUGCAGAGGAUCUUCAGCUGACGAACAUAUCUCCUGGUAAAGAGCUUUGGUUUGUGAAAUGUAGAGAUGGUUGGCCAACAAAGAACCGAACAAGAUCAGAAAAACCUUCAGUGCAGAAUCAAAGCUGAAGACUUGCACAAAAGGAUCUAACUAUCCAAAACACAGAGAGAAAACUACUGCAGAAGAUUACAUAGGUGAAGAGACAUUUAUGUAAAGUUUGUCUGAGUACCACUUAUUAUUCAGGAUAGAGAACUUGGUCUUGUUGAACAGAUGUAGGCAAUAUUUCUGGUGAGGAGUGAUCCAUAUGCUUUCAGUUGCUGUCCUAAAAUAACUUAUUAAAACUACUAAACUCACCCUAUUUGGGUGAAUCUGGUUUAUGUGCAUUAACCUAAUUUUCCUGAUCUGUGUUGUGCUCUGCAUAGUCUAUUCCUAAUUGUCCCAGUAAACUGGAAAUAUCAACAAAGUUGAGAUAAAUCUGUGCCUUGGUUCUAGUCUGUGUGCCAUGGAAGUCAAUGGAAAAUGAAUUUAUCUGAUUCAAAUAGUUCAUGACUAAGCUACUAAGAAUGCAUAACAGUAUGUAUAGCUUAGGAGAUACUACAGGAUCUUAAAUUGCACUAAAGGAUGUGGAAGAAUGAGUAGACCAAACCAGUGAAGUGUAAGAGACAGAACACAAUAUCAUCUCUGUCCUAACUUCCAUCUUCUCUCCAUCCUGUUCUUUGCUUUUCCCAGAGACCAUUACUGUACCUCUGCUAGAUAUUGUAGUACACAUGACUAAUAAUGUAAAAAAAGUCCAAUACUCCCUCCCCCUCUGUUCUGUAGAGAAAGCAGAUACAGAUAUGUACUGAAGUUAUUGGCAGCUACACUCCGUUAAAACUGUUUCCUGAAACAUCAGUAUUUUAUUUAAACAAGGACUGUCCAGUACUUCCUUCAUGCAGAUCUUAUCUGAAGAAUAUAGAAGGGUGCCAGCCGUUUACUUACUGUAUACUGGGAAGGUAUCAGUACUGCCUCAGGCAAACUUGACAUCAUUCAAUAAUAUGUAUUUUGAGGAUGUGUUCACAUAUGCAAACUCAACUUGAAUGCAGCAAGGCACGUUUUAAGGUUGCACACUCAUGCACUUAACAAGGUUUAGGUACUCAUUUAACCUACAACAUAUAAAUACACUUCCCCUCCACUCCAAAUUGUAAAGAUAUUUUUAUUACAUAAUUCCAGAUAAACUUGUUUUUAUAAUGGAAUUAAUCUAUUCCACUUUUCUGGGAAACUAAUGUUCUGAAUAGUCCAGAUGCUUGUAGGUAGUCAGUCUGCUACUGUACGUGUCUAGGCCAGAGGUGACCUGACUGUUUGUUUUUUCAGGGGUGGGGGCAUUUUAAUAUGUUUGGGAUUACUCUUGGCUUGGAUGUUAAAGUGCAAUGCUUUCUAUACACACACCAAAGCAGCAAUGCUGCCUGAUGCAUUGAGUUAUGAAGACCAUCAUCAUCCAGGUCUCUUGCUGAAAGGGUCAACAAAGGUAUUUCAGUCUGGCUUCUUUCUUAGUGUUUCAUUCCAACCGAAGUUAAAAUAACCAUACUCAUUUGGAGAACAGCAUGAUGUUUGUCUUGGUUAUGUACAGUCUUCAAUAAUUGAAGCCUCUGGUAACUAUCUGUGAUUUGUCACCAUGCCAUAUAUUUAUACAUGGUCUUGAAGCCCUAUUUGUAUAUUAUGGUUUUUGUAUGACUUGGAAUGCUAUUUAUUUCUCAAAUGUACAUAUGUAAGUUUAAACCUUGUUUGGAGUAACAGUUUUUAUAAACUUUAAGCAAAAAAUAAACAAGUCUCUUGUAGAAA